AGGUGGUUUAGUCCAUAAUAUUAUGUACUAGCUUAGUUUUUGAUAGAAGAAAACGUCGAAGAAAUGAACGCCUCCGACAGACGUGAAAGUGACUGGCGAGGUUUAGUGAACGAGUUUCUGAUAUGCAAACGCAAGCUGGAGAGCAAGAAGGACGCUCUUCUCAUUUUAUCCAAAGAGCUGGACACCUGUCAACAGGAGAGAGACCAGUACAAGCUGAUGGCCAACCAGCUUCGAGAGAGACACCAGGGCCUGAAGAAGAAAUACAGAGAAUUAAUUGAUGGUGAACCUUCACUUCCGCCAGAAAAACGCAAUCAGGUGAAUUUGGCGCAGUUGUUGAUGGAUUCACGGGAGAAAAAUAAGAAGCUGGCUGAAGAAGUAAAGGAGCUGACACAGAGACUAAGUGAGAUACAGGGAGACAAUAAGCUUUUAAGAAUGACAAUCACCAAGCAGCGUCUCGGAGAUGAGGAAGUUGGGGUCCGACAUUUCCCGGCUCAUGAGCGUGAAGGCUUGGUCAGACAACUUGAACAAGCAGCGCUGCAGAGAGAAGAGCUUGAACACAAUCUGAAGACGGUGAGCGAUGAGCUCCAGGAUAUAAGGGCCGAGUGCACUGUGUUUAAGGAGAAAGCUGAACGCCUUAACCGUGAGCUGAACCACAUUCUGGGCGGCCAGGAGAAACGCAUCAUUGAUGUGGAUGUCCUCUGCAUGGAGAACAGAUAUUUACACGAAAGACUGAAACAAGUUCAAGAGGAGGUCACACUGUUGAAGAGUAACAUACAGAAGUAUAAGAUUGCUCUGGAUCGACGAAGAAAUGCAACAAUAGGUGACAAGUCCAACAGCAGUGCGCUAACCGGAGUUCUUUCUCCUAAACAAGUGCAGGAGUUGUUAUCAGAAGAUCAUGGCUGCAGUUUACCAGUCACACCUCAGUCCAUCUCAGACCUGAAGUCUUUAGCAACAGCCUUACUGGAGAACAUUCAAGAAAAGAACAUUAUCAUUCAACACCAAAGACAGACCAGCAGGAUUCUGGGAAAUCGGGUUGCUGAUUUAGAGAGGAAGUUGAAGACUCUGGAAGUUUCUGGACUUUGGAGUCUCCCAGGAGCUGAAGAUGCCAUCGUGCUGACUGAGAGCCAGUGUUCCACCCCUUUCUCCUCUCUUGGCCUUUCGCAUCCGCCCGAAGCCUCAAAAACAACUAACUCACGACCUCCUGCAGAUGACAGGACAGGAAGAGGAUGGCCAUCGCCAUGGGAGCAGGACACAGCUGGCAAUGACAGCUUCCCAAACAUGUGGCGUGGCUCCCGCCCCUGUCCAGAUGGAGGCGGAGAAGAGGUGGACGCACCUGUCACCCCUGACAACAGGGAAGAGAUCAUCUUGUGCGGGACACAAAUCGUGAGACGGACUGAGGUGAAGGGAGGUACUGUGGAAAAGCUGGGCUUCUGCAAGGAGGCGUGUCCCAGGUUGGAGGUGGGACCUGGUGAGAUUUUAGGAGAGGAGGUCAUGAAUUGGCAUCUGAUGGUGGAGAGGAGUGAAGAUGCAGCUCCGUGUUCGCAACUCAGAGUGGCACAAAAUGCGUGCGUUCCUCUUGAGCAAAGUGUCUGUGAAAAUGUCAACUUUCAGACGUCGGUGGAAUUGCCAAGAAUUAGUUUUGAGGAUAUUUCAGAAGGUACCACCGUAGAUAUAACCAGUGUAAUGAAAGAGCGUGAUCAGGAAAGCAACUCUUCUGUUCUGCAGGAGUGGGAAUCUGGAGAGGCCGACAAGUGCCGAAGUCAAAGUGUUGCCUGAUCAAGUUCCUAAGAGAUUGAGAGAUUAUAAUGCUCUUCUUAGAGACCUGUUGGGUAUAGCAAUCAAAUACAAAGCAGUUGACUUGUAAAUCCCCCCCAAAAAGAUUUAAUUUACAAUAUUGAAGCAUAAAAUCCUCAAUUAUGUACAUUUUAAUGAUGUGGUCUUAUAUUAUCAAUAUUAAAAAGGAUGAUUUACCAAAAAAUGAUAAGUAUUUGAUCUUUUGCUCUCCCUCAUGUUAUUCCAAACCUGUAUGACUUUGUUUCUUCUGCAGAACACAAAAAUAUAUUUUGAACAGUGUUGGUAACCAAACAACAUCGCCCCCCAUUGAUUUCCAUUGUAUUGACACAAAACCACUGAGACAUUUCUCAAAAUAUCUUCUUUUGUGUUUUACAGUCACAGAUUUUGAACGACACAAGAGUGAAUCAAUGACAGAAUUGUUAUUUCGGGGUGAACUAUUCCUUUCAUUUCCGGUUGAUUUUUGGUCUGAUGAAGGGUCAAUGAAGAAACGCAGUGACCUGAGACAUUAACAUUGUCCUCGUUCAAAUUUGGCUUUUUCUUUCAUUUACGUACAUGCACGCAUAUGCAUACUUGUUCAAAAGAAGUGGCGUACUCGCACCUCACCGAGUGGACUCAGCUGGCAGCUGGCUCUUAAGCGCAAAUAAAAUAUCAAAAAACAAACUUCUGAACUGCUUGUUCGGCAGAAGGCAUGCUUCUUCACUUUCUAUCUCCCAUUUAGAAUUAUCCAAACUGGGCGGCAUGAUGCCAGGGAGGCAUUAGCGGGUAAGGAGUGACUUUUGGGAAACAGAUGGGAGCUAAUGGAGUUAUGAGGCUAACAGACUGCAGGGUGAGGUUAUCCGCCUUAUUUACCAGCUCAACAAUAGUAACGAGAGUAUAAAGAAAAUGAGUCAUGGCUUUGUUAAAGUAAAGGUGGAGUAACUAUGGUUAUUAAGCAUUAAGUACUACUUGUAUACCAUAGUUUUACAAGGCUACAUUUACCAUUUGAGUGUGCAUGAAAUCCCACAUUUUUCCGUAAGUAGGAGGCGAUCCGUAUCUCUUCAUGCCUCUUGUUUUCAUCGGCUCGCUGUCAUCUCUACCGUCACUUCUGUCUGCACCCGUCACACGCAAAGCUCCCCGACACCACAGACUGACUGGCUUUCACUCUACCACAGUAAAACUCUUUGACUAGUGGUAAAAUCAGAACUGUGAAGUGACACUGAUUCACUCCAUUAUGCGUCGCCUCUCGCGUUUGCCUGCUUUCGUGCCGACAGGCCGUCAGUCGUCAGCUACUCAUAUUCUCCAGCUGCUUUUUCUUGCUCUUUGGUCUUAUUAGACAAGAAACGUGGCAUUCUUACAGAAGGUUGCGCAAACAUAUACUCUUGAAUUAUUCAUUGAGAGACGUAAAGUGUACGCUGAACUAGGUGAGAAGGGUGGUUGUAUGAAAUCUAGUGGGAUUCAUUUUACAAGGAGCAUGAGCAGCUCGUGAAUAUUUGUCAGUUUCUGUUUAUGAAUAAUGAAGUUACAGUUAAAGUAUUAGAAACGUGCGAGAUGAAGUAUUAUUAGAUUUACGUAGGUUUACAUGUCUUACAAAAAAGCAUUACAUGUGUGCAUUUUGAGGCAAAACAAUGGCACUGAUAUAUUUUAAGGUAUGUUAGUGCAAGCUGUGUUCAGUUUAAACAGCUCUAACAUUUAUUUAAGCCUAGGACUAGUCUUAAACCCCGUACAGGAAUCCACCCCAUAGCACUAAUCCUUCAUUCAAAUCUGGCGUGGCGGCCAAUGACAGAACUUCAUUCCGUUGCACAUCAGAUCUCCCUUUUAAAUGAAUUAAUUUCAUCCAAUUAUUUCAGCGCUUCUCCCUUCAACAGCAACGUCCCAAAUAUACCUUAAAGGAAUAGUUCACCCCAAAAUGAAAAUUUUGUGAUCAUUUGCUCACCCUCCAGUUGUUAUAAACCUGUAUAGAUAUAGGACAAAAGACUACUAUGGGAGUCAAUGGUGACCCAAAAAGGCUAAAUAACAAUCUUUCAUUAAAAUAUCGUAAUUUGUAAAAUAUCGUAAUUUGCGUAAUCUGUAUUUCACAACAAAGAAAUGUAUACAGGUUUGUAAGGGUGAGCAAACGAUGACAUCGUUUUCAUUUUUGGGUGAACUAUUCCUUUAAGACGAAGCACAUGGAACAUUGUGUAUGCCCUUAUUUAUAUUCUGUUUGAUUUGUUUAUGCCUUGGAAAUUGAAGCGGCUUGUCUAUGGUCAUGGUUCAGAGACCGCACAUAAAUCAUAAAACUCAACUUCUUGACAUUCUGGAUGUUGAAUAUAUGUUUAUAAAUAAUAUAAAAUAGAGUUGAAGUCAUGUAUCUUAUGUGUGAUAUAUAUAUGUGUAUAUAUUGACAUUCUAAAGGUAAGGCACGCAAAAAAUGAAUUGACAAGAUUUGCUAUUGGUGCAUUUAAAUCAUGUUGAAAUAAUCUCACGAUUUAUGUGUGCAUAAUUUAUGUGUACGAUUUAUGCUGCUAUAAAAUUGCUGUAAUUGCCAAACAAAAACGUUUAGAGUUUUAUUAAGAUGUAGAUGCUGUUCAUAGUAAAAUACAACGCUUUUGUUGUGAAUACAAUAGAUCUAAUCAAAGUUUUAUAGAAAUAUAUCACAUUUCCCAAAAAUAUUUUUUCCCAAUCAAUGAAAACAAGUUCAUCUUUCAUUAACAGAGGACGUUGAGUGAUUUAUUUACAAUAAACGAACUGAAAAUCAAUCAAAUGCAAUUAUUAAAAAAUAUAUUACUUUGUAAAUGUUAGACUUUUAUAAAUGAAUAAAGUCUUAAAUUUGUAAAAAUCCCCAGAUGCCAUUCUAUACAGAUCACACAGAGUUAGCUAAUUUUUCUCUAAACAAAUGUGGAAAAGAAAUUAUGAUAUUUAAUACAAAUAUAGAAUUUCACUUUUUGUAUUGCGUUUUGCU
Molecule: messenger RNA, 4711 nt
Organism: Triplophysa rosa
Lineage: Eukaryota; Metazoa; Chordata; Actinopteri; Cypriniformes; Nemacheilidae
Gene: ccdc149a
Product: coiled-coil domain containing 149a
Exons: 12
Coding region: 64-1776 (570 amino acids)
Source: RefSeq, a predicted model, not a curated record